Messenger RNA from Durusdinium trenchii, 1072 nucleotides. NCBI's taxonomy places the organism in Eukaryota, Dinophyceae, Suessiales, Symbiodiniaceae. The record is from the annotation of a GenBank genome assembly.
CAACGGCUCAUUUGUCGUCCUCUUUGUGGGGCUGUUGCUUAAAGUUUUGAACCGCAACCCUGGAUUGGAGGAACGAUGUGUUACAGGAAGAUGUGAAAGUGCUUCGCACGUGCUGAGGCGCCUAUGCUGCCGGUCCUUCAGUCGCCCCACAAAAAUUAACGCGUUCUACACCAAGUCCACCCAGCCUGGUGACUCGUUGCGCGAGAGCUCUUAUAGUCGCAAGAUCUGGUUCCCGCUGGGUGGUGCAUGGAGGGAGCAAGAGAGGGGCUUAGACAGGGAGGCGGGCAGCGCUGGGUCACACGGAUCAAGUGGGACCUUUGAGAACCUGGUGCACGGCGUAGCUGCCAAGGAGCCGGUGACACCGUGGGAGGUUCAUUUGGUGGGGCCACACGCUGAAAAGAGGGCGACCACUGGGAGUGACAUUUUUUGGACAAACGCAACGCACAGCGGUAGGAGUGUCACGUCGGAAGUCAUUGUCAUUACAUCACCCUUUCGCGUUGCUGGGGAAACAUGACCUAUUUUGAAGACAUCUGCCCGAGGCGUUCAAGGUACGCGCUGCUGCUUGGCAGCAGUUGGCUGAAAUCGCUGCGCAAGACCUGGAACCAACUAUGACUAUAGCAGACUUGAUCCAACAGGAGGCUUGUGCGAGCUUCAUUGAGAUUGCGGGCUGACCGCUGACGGAAUGUCGAUUUCUCGAUCCCGGUGCUUGCUUGCUCGCUUGCUUGCUUUCUUUCAAAGCUCCACAUUCUGACCCCGAGCAAUCGUUCCCUUAGAUUCUAUUGGUGGGCUGACUCACCUUGCGGACCGGGUUCGUGCAGCGGCCACCGCGAAGGCGCCUCCCACCAAAAUGGUGGGGCGAACAUUUGCUGCGUGGCGGGGCUGGGGCCUUGGCGUCCGUGAUAGACGCUCCGUUUCACGGCGUACAGGUCCGAAUGUAGAUGCAGAAAAACAGGAGUGUCAUAGAUGGAGCGGAUGCAUGCUGCCUCAAACAUUUUUAUCACACCGACUGACCUUGCGGACGGUGUUGUGUGUUGGGCAGCAAUGCCUGGGCAUGGCCUAGAUCCAGCCGCCG